Molecule: messenger RNA, 1482 nt
Organism: Pseudomyrmex gracilis
Lineage: Eukaryota; Metazoa; Arthropoda; Insecta; Hymenoptera; Formicidae
Gene: Osi16
Exons: 2
Coding region: 165-1046 (293 amino acids)
Source: RefSeq, a predicted model, not a curated record
GAGGGUAUGCCCAGUGCACGUUACGCGUCUCGUCCGUCAGUUUCAAGGUCCUUCGUCUUCCGAGGAUAUCGUCGCGCUGCUGGCGGUCCGUAGACCCGGGACGAAAAAAAACCCUCGCAAAUUCUCCGAUCGGGUACCUAAGGAAAAAAAUCCGAAAAUCCGCGAUGAAGAGAAUUACGUAUGUCGCCCAAUUAUCACGCUGUCACCUCCUUUUUCUGGUGCUUCUUUUUGCGAAAUGCGCCAGUGCGGAGAUCGAAAGACGCACCUCGCGACAAAUGGUGGAGGAGAUGCCGGAACAUCUGGCGCCGAAUUUGAACAAGGAUUGCGGGAAAUCGUAUAGUGCCACAUGUCUCAAAUUGGACGUGGUAUCCUUCCUGGAUAAACUCUCGGAGCAGGAAGACAUCGGAAUCCUGCCAGGAGUAUCUGUUGUCAAAGAAAACGGCUCUACUCAUGUCCCGACGUCGGAGGUAGUUGCCAAUUUGGCGAGAGACUUCCCGAACGACGUCGAGAAGAGAUUGGACGCCUACCUGGUGCACAAGGUCGGCAGUUACCUCAACAGCCACUCGCUCUCCAUCAAGCUUUUCGAUCCGAAGACCUUCGAAGCCGCCAGGAACUUCAAUGAAGAGGCGCUCGCGCAACUCGGCUUGGGUGGAAAUCAAAAUGUCGAAACAGGACGUAAGAAGGAUAAAGGCGGCAACAACGGCCUGAUGGCUGGUUUGAUGAUGAUGAAGGGAACUCUCGGCGCAAUGGGAUUCGGCGCGUUGGCUCUUCUCGCCGGUAAGGCUCUGAUGACCGGUCUCAUGGCGCUGAUGUUGUCGGCUAUCAUCGGGCUCAAGUCCCUGGCGCACGGCGGCGAAAAAAAGACCACGUAUGAAAUUGUCAGCAAACCGGUGUACUCGAGCUCGCACACGCACAGCUCGGAGGAACAUCACGGUCACGGAUACGGACACUCCGGAUACGGAAGAUCUCUCGAUUCCGUCCAAGAGUCUCUCCAGCAGGCCGUACUUAAGUACGGCAACGCGCGCGAUCGCAGAUCAAUUCUAUAGAAUUAAUCUCACCCCCGAUCAAUCAGCUCCCGACGACGUGUCCGCGCUCGCUGGCACACUACGAAACACCUUAGCACAUCUCUACCUCACUGAAUUUCCCGUUUUUCUUCAUCCUCUCGCACUACUCCCUCAUCUUCUUUUUUUUAAUUUUGCCUGUCUCUCUCUCUAUCUCUCUUUCCUUGCCAUUUACCUGAUUUUUCUCACUCACUCGUCUCUUCAAGAUCUCGUCUCACUUCAUCGAUUCACAGUUAUCACAUUAUUUAUAGUCACAUAGGUAUUUAUUGCGAUCGCGCCACUGCAGUUCCGAUCGGAAUACUCGUUGAGAAAGCGUAUCGUCGUUUUGCACGAGAAUUGCUCAGAAUCAUGUACAUGAUUUUUGAAUAUUUAUUUUGUUACUGUAAAAUUGUAAUAAAUAAAAAACAGAUUUGUAAAGAUA